AUGGCCGACGACGAAAGAACGCACUGUAUAUGCGGUUUUACACAUACGACUCGGUUGAUGAUUUGCUGCGACAACUGCAAUGUGUGGCUACAUGCGGAGUGCUACGGGCUCGACCAAAAAAAGGUUAAAGAAAUCGAGAAGAAAAACCUCGACUUUUUCUGCAACGAGUGUCAACCGCGUACAGACUUGGACUUGGAGCGUGCGCAAGCGAUUCAACGCCGGGAAGCCGCUAGGCAGGAAGAGAAAAAGGAGAAAAGACGAAGGAGACAUCCGGCAUCCGAGUCGUCAGAGUCGUCCGAAGAAGACGAGGAAACAGAAGGAUCGGAGCGCAGAUUCUCGAGGGAGGAUCGUAAAGCCAUGGAAUACGAGAAACUCUUCGACAAGCUCAAAAAGGAUGAAACUAAACGGCGGCGAAAGGAACGCCCGGAAAAUGAAUUAAAGGGCACCUCCGACGUCGAAGACGAGGAAAACGAAAUAACAGACGAAGAAGACGAGACCCUAAAAGCUGGGAGAGGCCGAGGUCGUCGCGGGAGGCCCCCCAAAGGAGCUGGCAAGAGCAAAGAGCCAAAAGAACUUCCCACUCGCAAAACUGUCAAAGAUGUCGAGAGCAUACCGACAACUAGGAAAAAACCUGGUAGACGUCCAGGCAGACGUCCAGCCCGUGCGACAAAGACCGCAGAGGUCGAGACUCCUGUGCAGCCAGAGCCCAUUCCUGAAACUGAAGAACCCGAGACGGAAUCCGCUGAUAGCGGAUUGGAAGACGAGGAGCCGAUAAUAAUGUCGAGGUUCAUCGAGAUUCCCGUCAGAGGAAAUCGCUCGAGAAAGCGGAAGACGCUUGACUUCAGCUUAUUUACGAGUGUUGGUGAAUUUGGCAAAAACACACCGCAAAGUGAUAAUAUUUUAGCCUGGCGAAAUGGCAAUAACUCGAAAACUGUUGUUAGACCUGAGACUUUCUCGACGAGGACUGAAUCGCAUGGUGCGCACUACAGAAAACAGUGGUGCAAGCAGCACUUCGAGGCGACGAAAAAUGUCCCGCUCGUGGAGGAUAUUGUCAAGCAAGAGCUGCGCAAACGUAACAUCGACUUGUCCACUCUAGAGGGCCUCAAUAACUCUGCAAAUAGCGAUAAAAAUGGAUCACUUAUGGAAACACAGUCACAAGGCGACGAAACAAGUAGUCAAGACAGCGAAUCCUCGGAGAAGCCCGUCGCACCUCCUGUCGAUAAAAGCAAUUCUAUAUCUGCUGCCGAGGCACAAGACAACGAUGGGAAGAAAAAACUGUCGCUCUCUGACUAUGUCAAAAGACAGCGUGAGAAAAAUGCGAAAAUCGCCGAAGAGCGCGCCAAAGAAGAAGCCGAGAGAAAACGACAAGAAAAUAAUCGACUCAACCCCGACGCAGUUUCUGCGGUCCUACACAGCGCAGUCGAUGCUGCGUCCAAGGGCUCGAGAGUGGCAACGGUCACUCCGGAGGAUCUCGACUGGCUGGCUCGGCUAGGGAUCAAUCUGCAGGCCGAGAACUCGCAGGAUCUGCACCAAGUAGCCACACAGCUGGCGAAAGACACCGAACAAGUUCUGAACAUAUUCCGCGCGGCGAACAUCCUCGCUUCCCUGACUGCGAGGAGACGUCUCUCUCGCCGCACAAACACAUUCGAAGAUUUCUAG
Oikopleura dioica is the source of this 1659-nucleotide messenger RNA. Lineage: Eukaryota; Metazoa; Chordata; Appendicularia; Copelata; Oikopleuridae. The record is from the annotation of a GenBank genome assembly.